Messenger RNA from Trypanosoma grayi, 1521 nucleotides. RefSeq names its product putative UDP-glucoronosyl and UDP-glucosyl transferase. The transcript has a single exon. The coding region runs from base 1 to 1521 and encodes 506 amino acids. Gene Ontology annotation, molecular function: UDP-glycosyltransferase activity. Lineage: Eukaryota; Euglenozoa; Kinetoplastea; Trypanosomatida; Trypanosomatidae. The record is from RefSeq and is a predicted model, not a curated record.
AUGCGUCGUUCAUGCGUUAUGGCUGUUAUAGCCACAAUGAUAAUGCUUUUUCUGGUUGCUGGAGCGAAUGGGUUGAGGAUUGCCGUCACACCGUUCCCUGAACGUGGCCGAUUUAGACUAAUGUCGGCCAUUACUGAGGUGUUGCAUUCCCGAGGCCAUGAGGUGACAAUUUUUGUCCCGGAGUCAUUCAUGGCUUUUUGCAGGAGUGAACUAGGAGAUGUGUGUCGAUCGGUUGGUGUUUAUCGAGGGAUUUAUACGAACGAAGAUGACUCUCUGAGGCCGCCAUCUAUAAUUAAGCAGUUCGAGUUGCUUAUCUCGAUCGAGCGUGCAAGCGUGGCUUUCAAUUCUUUCUUGGUAGCUGCACUCAACGGCACUCUAAACCAAGACCCUAUAAUUCCUGACGUUGUGUUGGCCGAUAUUGGUACAUGGGGAGUGGAUACUGUUGCCAAUGGAUUUCACAUCCCAACUGUGUUUCUUUGGUCAAUAACUGAGUGGCCUGCUCAGAUGAAUCCUUCUUUUCCUGCUUGUGGGAGUGGCGUUGGUGCAAGUAUGAAUGGAAUCGAAAGAACAAAAAAUUAUGUUUCUCAGCGGUUGAACUAUUGGGUUGCAAGAUUUCGAAAUGCAAGAAUGGAUGAUUCCUUUGAGCCUUUUGAAAGUUUUCUGUACAGACGGCACAUUAUCGCACCGUUUGUUUUCGGGUUUGAUGUAGUGCAGCCAUUUUGCCCCAAUGUGCAUCCUGUCGGUUUUUUAUUUCCACAGAAUGUUACAAGAGGUGUAAUGGAUGCUAAAUGGAUGUUGUGGAUGAAUGGUUGUAGUAAGGGUGUUAUCUACAUAAAUAUGGGGCCCAAUUCCCUCUUACACAACGAACUGAGAGAAAUCCUUGGUGAUUUUCUCAGAAUUGUUGGGGAAAGGUCUGAAAUGUGUGUUUUGUGGGAACGCCAAGUAGAAGAGUAUCUCUUGUCAAUGACUACAAGUAAAACAGAACGCCUUAAAGUGGUACAAUUUUUGCCUUUCCCGACAAGAUUGGUGCUGAAUCACAACAAUACAAGGGUGUUUAUGACACAUUGCGGGCAUUCCUCCUUGUAUGAAAGUAUUGAGAGCCGUACUCCAAUAGUGGGAAUUGAUCUUUUAGCUGGAGAUUCCGAUAGGUGUGCGAGGGUACAAGAUGCAGGUGUGGGAAUUGUAUUUGACAAAUAUGCCUUGAAUGCCUCCCAACUUUUUGAGAUCAUUUCGGAAGUUUCUAAAAAACAAUACAUUCAUGAAAAGUUGUUGGGCCUUAAGCGAAUGGGUUACGUGAUGGGUGGCCCGCAAAGGGCAGCUGAUGUUGUCGAGCUGACAGCAUCGAUCGGUAGAAAUAAUGAGGAUUUUUUCUGCCGUUGGAUGCAGCUACCGUAUAUUGAGAGACAUGAUUUGGAUGUAGUUUUUAUCCUUAGCGGUGUCAUUGCUGCCGCUAUUGUGGUUGUCGUGAAGAUGGUGCCUUGUGGUAGGCACACCAAGAACGUUCGACUGAAACAGGAUUGA